Molecule: messenger RNA, 5194 nt
Organism: Carassius gibelio (silver crucian carp)
Lineage: Eukaryota; Metazoa; Chordata; Actinopteri; Cypriniformes; Cyprinidae
Gene: dis3l2
Product: DIS3 like 3'-5' exoribonuclease 2
Exons: 21
Coding region: 142-3225 (1027 amino acids)
Biological process (GO): miRNA catabolic process
Cellular component (GO): exosome (RNase complex); P-body
Molecular function (GO): 3'-5'-RNA exonuclease activity; RNA binding
Source: RefSeq, a predicted model, not a curated record
UCUUCACGGACCUUCGCGGGGUUUAACCAGAUGGUUACACGAGCUCCACCUACUGUCUAUGGCUCCACCAAUCAGAAGCAACACUGUGGGAUUGUUCAGGAUUGUGGGUAAUGAAGUACUUAGCCAAGACAUCGCGAAUAAAUGGCAUUUAUAUCAAAACAAGAGAUCAUGGCAUCUUCACCUAAAGUAAAGAGAACUACUAAACAUGGAGAUGGUGCACAGAAUCUCCUCAGAUCCCAGAAGGACGCCUAUGCCAGACUUCUUAAUCAGCAUCAGAAUGGCAAGUUUCGAUCCUACUUGCAAGAGAUAGCGAAGCAGCAGGUGGAGGAUAGCAUGAGUACAUCAGUUAGCAGGUCUGUGAAUGUUUUGAGCAGGAGAAAAAAGGGCAAUUCCGAGUCCUCUUACUCUGUUGAUAGUUUAUCCUCUCAACAGAGUAGGCAGGUGGCUGAUGCCUCCAUCUGUUUGUACAUGGACAAAACCAACUAUCAGGUGACAUGCACUGAAGACCAGGGCAUAAAGUCUGGCAUGCUGGAAAAGCAUGACAGAAUGGAGCUACAUAAGGCUGCUGCACCCAAAAAGGUACACUCAAAACCGCAGCACAAGAGAAAUGAAAAAGACAUCAAAAUGAGCUCUGAUCAAGUGGGAUCUGAGGAAGGUGACAGUCAACAGUUGAGAUGUUCUCGUGGGGAGGAACAAGCAAAGAACAAAUCAAAGAAGAAGAGAUUAAAAGGAAAUUUAGCGAAAAAAGACCAGGGGGAAUGUGGUCGUGAAGUUGACCUCAUUGCUGGGAAAUCACCAAAUGAAAACAAAGCUCCUCAAUCUCAAGCGUCAAAAGAAAGCUUACCACAAAACAAUAAAGAUAAAGGCACCAAAGGUGGUAGAGGGUCUUGGAAGCAACUGUUUGAGCAGUACAUACUCAAAGAGGAUGUUUCUGCAGGCCUGGAGAGAGGAGAACUCAUAAAGGGAGUACUGAGAAUAAACCCUAAGAAGUACAAGGAAGCCUUUGUCCCGUCUCCUGAUGGGUCAGCUGAUAUCUUUCUGGAUGGGAUUGCAGCUCGUAACAGGGCUCUCAAUGGAGAUGUUGUUGUGGUGAAAGUCCUCCCCCCUGAACAGUGGAAGGCAGUCAGUGGAGAUAUAAACGAGAGAACUUUAGCCAAUCAGAUGGUGCCAAAGGCUUCUGAUGUCAUAGAGGAGGCCCAUUACAAUGAAGAUGAUGAGGUGAUCGGUAAAAUGAAGAAAGUCUGUCUCCAGGAUGAAGACCUUGUCACAACACAAUCUGUCAAACAUGGAAGUGCAUUCAACAUUUCUGGACCAAGUUCAGAUAGAGCCAUGCAAAGGACUGGAAAGGUUGUAUUCAUUUUUGAGCCAAAGCACUCCAGGGCAGCAUCAGGCUUCAUUAAAUUUCUCCCUAACAAGAAAUUUGCAAUGUUCUCUCCUGUGGACCAUCGGAUUCCAAGAGUUAAUGUGCCUCUAGCAGACUGUCCUGCAGACUUUGUCUCCAGACCUGGAGACUAUGAAAACACACUCUUUAUUUGCCGAAUAACACACUGGCCAGCAGACAACAACUUUGCUGAAGGGCGGCUUGCAAAAACGUUAGGGCAAGCAGGUGAAAUAGAGCCAGAAACAGAAGGUAUCAUGACAGAAUAUGAAGUUGACUUCUCAGAGUUUUCAGAGGAGGUCUUGAAUUGUCUUCCCCAAGAUCUGCCCUGGAGCAUCCCUGCUUUUGAACUCUCUAGAAGAAGAGAUCUCAGAAAAGAAUGUGUAUUUACCAUCGACCCAGCUACAGCUAGAGAUCUAGAUGAUGCACUAUCCUGCAAACAGCUCUCAGAUGGCAAUUUUGAAGUUGGUGUUCAUAUAGCUGAUGUGAGUUACUUUGUGGAGGAGGGAAGUGUGUUGGAUCAAAUCGCUGGUAAAAGAGCCACAAGUGUUUAUCUGGUUCAGAAGGUAAUUCCUAUGUUGCCUCGACUUCUGUGUGAGGAGCUGUGCAGCUUGAAUCCUCUGACUGAUCGACUGACAUUCUCUGUUAUUUGGAAGCUUUCUCCAGAGGGAAAGAUCCUGAGUGAGUGGUUUGGCCGAACUGUUAUCUGUUCCUGCAUUAAGAUGAGUUAUGAUCAUGCUCAGAGUAUGAUUGAAGCUCCUGACAAGCACUUCAGUGUUGAAGAGCUGCCACCCUGCUCCCCGAACCACAAAAUCCAUGAGAUACAAGAAGCCAUUCUCAACUUGCACAACAUUGCCAAACAACUUCGAGCACAGCGCUUUGAGGGCGGCGCUUUACAGCUUAACCAGCUGAAGCUAUCUUUCACCCUUGAUAAGGAGUCCAGCAUGCCUCAGGGCUGUUAUGUCUAUCAAUAUCAGGACAGCAACAGACUGGUGGAAGAAUUCAUGUUGCUGGCAAAUAUGGCUGCUGCCCAUCAGAUCUACCGCACAUACCCAGAACUGGCCAUCCUGCGUAGACACCCGCCACCCCAGAGCAAAAUGUUAGAUGACCUGCAGGAGUUCUGUGACCAGAUGGGGCUUGACAUUGACUUCAGUUCAUCCAGAGGACUCCAUAUGAGUCUAAAUGAAAAUCUUCAUAAUGAUGAGUAUGCUGCUUCCAGGAGGGAAGUUCUCACUCACAUGUGCUCUAGGGCAAUGCAGAUGGCGUCAUAUUUCUGUACUGGAGCUCUGAAAGAUGAGAAUUCCUUCCGUCAUUAUGCUCUGAAUGUUCCUCUUUACACACACUUCACUUCACCUAUACGGCGCUAUGUUGAUGUCGUAGUGCACCGUCUACUGGCUGCCUCCCUUUACUGUGGACCACCACUGAGUCUUUCAUUAGAGGAAGUACACAAACUGGCCUCCCACUGCAAUGACAGAAAGACUGCUUCAAAGAGAGUUCAGGAGCUGAGCUCUGAACUUUUCUUUGCUGUCUUUGUUAAGGAGUGUGGUCCUUUGGAUUCAGAAGCUAUGGUGAUGGGAGUUCUAGACCAGUCCUUUGAUGUGCUUGUACUUCGCUACGGAGUGCAGAAACGCAUCUACUGUAAUUCAUUAGAGGGACUGAAGGCAGUCCACUUCCGUAAAGUGGGAAAGAGACCAGAGAUGACGCUUGUUUGGGAACAAGGUGACCCCAGCAAAGAGUCCACACAGCAGGAGAUUUCCAUCUUCACCCUGUUGAAUGUUCAGCUGAAGGCAGAUGAAGGUCCUAUGAAAUACAGCGCUGUGCUCAAGAGACCCUCAGAAGUCGUAUGAAUUUUAUUAUUUUUUUUAUUUUUUUUUAUUAUUUUUGCUUGCAGAUUUCUUAACCAAACAGUAGUAAGGCUUUCAUUUGCAUCAAUAUAAUAUGAACUUUGUUUUGAAUAAUUUUAUUUUUGAUUUUGUCCUGAAAUCUUUCAGUUGCAGACUUCUUUUAAGUUAGGACAAACUGUUCGAUGCCAUUCAGAGAAUAGUUUCCAAAGUUAAUUUUAGUUUUUACAUUUUAUGCUGUAGUAUAUUACAAUCUUUCACCUUCAUAUGCUUUGUAAUAUUUGGUUAUUGUGUUCUGUCUUGUACCUACUAGUAUAUGCAGCCAGAAAAAUGAAGUUCUGUAAACUUCAGAAGUUGCAGAUAUGUCAAUGAUUAUUUUGUUUUCUCAGUGGGAAGAAUGGGCCCUUAAAUUUACAGUCUAACUUAGUUGUUUUUGGGACUAUAUUAGCUUGCUUGAGUAAUUGUUUGGUUUUGUUGCAAAUAUUGGAUCCGUUAUUUUUUUUUUAAAAUAGGACAUUUGGAUAAAUAUUUUGUUAACUAUUGAUAGAUAAUUUUUAAUAAUUGUAAAGCAUCAUUAUUUUUGGCACUGCUUCUUAUGAAGAAAACUUCUGGCAGACAGUUUUAGUAAACAAACACUUCACUGGUGGCUUGUAUGUAAAGGUGUUGGCCCAAAUACCACAUACAUUUGAAUACUGUUUUACUGAACUUCUAUUUAAUGUCUUUAAGAAAUGUUUUGUUAAUUUUGUGUAGUUCAUUAAAUGCAUCUAAUAUAAGGUAGUGGUUGUUGUUUUUGUUUUUUGCGCACUUGAGAUCUUGUAAGAUACAUUAACUAUUUACUCAAACUAUUGAUCUAGCAAACAUUGUUUAAUUUACUCUAUGGUGUGAAAUGUAAAACUAAGAAACACCAAAUGUUUUCCAUUGGAAAAACCUAUUAUAGUUAAAGGGAUACUCCACCCCAAAAUGAAAAUUUUGUCAUUAAUCACUUACCCUCAUGUCGUUCCAAACCCAUAAAAGCUUAAUUCAUCUUCCAAACACAAUAUAAGAUAAUAUAAGAUAUAUUCACAUCACAAUAUAUGAAAACCAGGAGGCUUGUGACUGUCCCAUAGACUGCCAAGUAAAUUGUACUGUCAGGGUCCAGAAAAGUAUGAAAAGCAUCAUCAGAAUAGUCCAUCAGUGGUCAAACCGUAACGUUAUGAAGUGACGACGAAUACUUUUUGUAUGAAAAAAAAAAAAAAAAUUCAAACAAUUAGUCUCGUCUGUGUCUUUCCGCAUUACCAUAGCACCAUUUUGGGGAAUGUGAGCAGAACGCAGGCAGCGUACACAAUUCUGUGUUUAUGCUUUGAUUUGAAAGAAACCAUGCAUCCGCGUGGCAAGGCCGACACAGAAGAGCAUACACUGCUGUGUUCAACUCAUAUCCCCCAAAAUGGCACUAAGGUGAUAGACAUAGAGGAGACGAAUUGUUGAAUUAAGUCAUUAUUUUAAAAAAAUUAAUUAUUCUCGUCACUUCACAAUGUUACGGCUAAACCACUGAUGUCAGAUGGACUAUUCUGAGGAUGCUUUGGAAUGACAUGAGGGUAAGUGAUUAAUGACAAAAUUUUCAUUUUGGGGUGGAGUAUCCAACGAGAAAGAAGCUGUAUGAUGUAACAAAAAUGUUUUAGCAGUUUUAUUAUUAAAUAUUGGAAAAAAAAAGUUGCCCAGUUGUUGUUUUGUAGUUUGGUAAAAAUUAUCCAUGAAUAAAUUGUCAAAGUUUUAAAUCUGCAUAGGCUAUUAUAUUUUAUAAGAGACUUAUGUUGUAAGUACUGCUGUAGGUGCUACAUUUUAUGUAAGGGUACAUUUGUUGUAACAUGGGUCUAAAACAGUCUUUAAAAAUAUGUAUUUAUAAACAGUGUAACUAAUUGGAGAAACCUGUGGUUUUAGGCAGAAGAAUGUGAUUGUGUGAUAUUGACUGCAAAACUAAUAAAACCACCAAACUGUU